Apis cerana (Asiatic honeybee) is the source of this 9885-nucleotide messenger RNA. RefSeq names its product misexpression suppressor of ras 4 (gene MESR4). Lineage: Eukaryota; Metazoa; Arthropoda; Insecta; Hymenoptera; Apidae. The record is from RefSeq and is a predicted model, not a curated record.
UUAUUAGUUUAUUAGUUUAAAAGUGAAUUAUAAAUUAUAAAAUAUUAUUAUUGGUAAAUUCAUAUCAUAUAUUUUAUUAUAUUUGAAAAAUUUAUUUUAUUUCUUUUCACAUUGCACAAAAAGAUAUAAAAUAUAUAUAAUAUAUGUAUAAAAUAAAUACAUUUUAUUAAUGAUUUGUAUAUUAAAUAUGUUAUUUCGAGUAAAUGCAUGGAAUAAGAGAAAUACUUAAAAAAGUAAUAAUUAUAAGAAAUUUUCAUUUUAAAUUGGUUUACUUUAUUAACAAUUUGAUAAAAAUUAAAACAAUAUUAAUAAUAUUUAAGUAUUUGCGCAGAAAUAAAUCGACUUUAACCGAAAUUUAACGCUUCAAGUUGCUGGCACAGGUUAAGAGUUAGAGUGGGGGGUAUCACAGGCACUACGUUGGGCGUAUAUGAAUACGUCCACGAGAGAUGCCGUCGUUUCGUGUUUCGAGUUUUUGCACAACAGCCGUGGGCCAAGCAACAACGCACUCGCGCUCAAGUCAAAUCACAUUCUUCAAGAAAGAUUCGAAGUUCUAUACUGAUUAUUACAAAACUGAAUUACUGCAGUCUCUGUUUCUCUCAAUGGUUUUAGCCUAACCUCUUCUAUUGCAAACUACAGUGGAACAUGACAAAAGGUGGCAUCACUGGGGAUGUGUUGGAAGCACGGACAGAGCUGUGCUCAUUGAUAUGACGCCAUUUUACUAACCUUUUCGGCGCGGAUCGCGACGAUCCACUUAAGGUGCUCCACUUCGUACCACUUCAAGAGCGUUCAAUUUUAUCGUUUACAUUUUAUAAACUACGUACGCUCUUUCGUAAUUCCAAGAGAUUCGUUCAAGCCGGAUUUUACCGGAAGGUAUGCAACCCUCGUUGCACUGGGAUCAUUCUUAUGUGCAACAAAAGCUUACAGCAAUACUUUUUUGCUGAAAUUUGUUACUACGGCAUCCUGGCUUCGUGUGUACUUUCAUUCGUCUUAUUUUGACACUAAUUUCGUCGUAGUAAACUGUUUUUGUGGGAACUUUGGGGCUGUGUCAUCGUGGAGUGAUGAUCACUGCGAAAGGCUUCUUGCAUGUCAUACCAUGUGCUCAAUUUUGUAAUACCCUUAUCAGAGGUAAUAUCACUGUAGCCAAGCAGUGUUAUUAUGGAAGAUGAAGAUGGUGAAAGUAAAGUUAUGGAUAUGUGGAGCAUUUUGGGAAAACAACAACUUAAAGAUACUUCUAUUGGAAAUUCACUGAAGUCAUCUAUUGACAACACAUACACUGAUGUAAUAGAAGAAGAAAAGCAAUUAUUGCAAUAUAAUUCUAUUACAACCAAAGAUUCUCCAAGCAAAAAUAACAGUACAGGAUCAAAAAUUGUGUUUAAAGGUUUUAAAAAGCGUAUUUUGGCACAAGCUCAAGAAACACAAACAAAUACAUUAAAAAAUAUAGUGCAAGAACAACAAUCACCGCAUUCUAAUGUCUCAUCCAAGAGUAGUAAAGAAAAAAGGGCAGAAAUCAAACGAGGCAAAAUAACAGAAUAUGCACAAUAUUUGGGUCUUCAACCUUCAUCAAAAAAUAAGUGUUCAAAGUGUCAAUCAUCAUCAAAUUUGUGUUCUGCAUUAAAACAAAGUUCGUGUUCUUGCAAUUCCACAAUGACGCCAAUGCCCAGCACAUCAGAAUCAUCUACAGUGCCACAUUCUCCCAAUUUUAAAAUUACAAGAAAAGUUUAUCUUUGUGCAGCAUGUGGCACAUAUUUUGAAAAUUGGAAUUUAUUUUUACAUAUGAGAGAUAUACAUAAACGUCAUAUAUGUUUAUUUUGCCUUGGAAUGUUUGGUCAAGCUGAAAGAUUAUCACAUCAUUUAAUAAAAAAACAUAGUGUUCCAGAAAUGGCGUUUACAUCUGUUGAAGAUUUUUAUGGUGCUUUCAAAGGAUCGUGUUAUUUAGUUUGUUGCACAUGUGAGAAAGUUUUUUCAGAAACAGAUAAUUUUUAUAAUCAUUUUUGUUCACCAACAUCUAAACAAGAUAUUACUACAUCUAUAUGCACAUUAUGUAGACAAACAGGUUCACAUGCAAGUACUUGCAGUUUAGCUGUUGAAACUAAUAAAGAAAUAAAUUCUGAUUUACCACCUACUACACAAACAGGGGUAAUAUCAACUAAUGUAUUUGAUAAGGAUGUAAAUAGUGAAAAUAAGACUGUCCCAAGGAAAUUAAUAAAAAAUAAUAGAUCUAAACACAUGGAAGAUAAUAUGUCAAAUCAACAAAAAAUAACUCAUCCAAAAAAGACCAAUAACAAAGUUGCUGUAUCUCAGUCAAAUGAGAGCCAAAUAACUGAUGAAACAUUAAACAGGGAUGAGAAUUCUCAGAAUUUAAUAACACAAAAUAUAGCUAAAGAUACUAUUUCAGAAACUAUAAUGGAAGUCUCAAAAUAUAUUGAAGAAUCUAAUGAGGAAAAGGAAGAAACAAAUGAGAAAAAGAUUUUUCAAAGUAAUUCAGAACUAAAUUCUACUAAUUCACCCAGCCAUAAUAUGCCAUAUGAUAGUGUAACAGAAACUAUUAUGGAAGUAUCACGAUGUACAAAUAAUGUAGAAAAUCUUGAUGAUAAAAAUAAAAAAGAAAAUAUAAAAGAUGAAGUUAAUUCAUUGAAUGCAUCUGAUAAAUCAGAAAUGGAUUCUAAUGAAAUAGCUAAACUUGAUACAAAAUCUUUAAGCUCAACUGAAGAAACUAAUACUAAGAUAAAUGAUAUAAAUUCUAUAAAUCAAGAAGUGGAAGAAAAUAUAGUGAAAGACAAAAUGGAAGAAACUAUAUUAAAAACAGAAGAUUUUCAAUCUCAUAUAUCUGAAAGUCCUGUGCAUAGUCCAGUUAGUAGAUCAUUAUUUAGUCCUCAACAUGAAUCAAAUGUAUCUGAUCUUCAGUCCAAAGAAAAAAUUUAUGAAAAUGAUAACAAAGAAAAUUUUGAUGCACCUAAUGAAUCUCAGUCUUCAGUAUCAUUCAAUACCAGUGAAACUUCUGAUAGAAGUUUGGUUAUAAAAAUAUGUACUAAUAAAAAUUCUCAAUUUUCUGUUGCAACUAAUAAUGAUAGUGUAGAAAAUGAUAUUAAUAGAAAAUCAGAAGAAAAUAAUAAUGCAGAAUGUUCAUUAACAGAAGAAAAGGAAUCUAAAAUUUUUGAAGAGGAAAGAGAUAAUAGUAAUAACUAUCAAGUGAAUGAUGAAGACAGCGAUUCUGAUAGUUUCAAAUUGGCAGUAGUAGAUAGUAAUCCUGAAGAAACUGAGGAAGUUGAAGAAAGUAAUGAAUGUAAAACAGAAACAGAAAUUAAAAUUGAAUCAAAUAUAAGUAUUGGAAAUAAUGAAAAUCAAAUUGAAAUUGGUGAAAAAACAAUUAAUAUAGAUACAAAUGGAAAACAAGAUGAAGACACAAAAGAUAACAAUCAAAAUCAGAUUGAGAUUUCAACACAAUCUCAAGUGCAGCCAAGUGAUGGAAUAAUUUUGGCUGGGGAGGAUGUUCCUUGCAUUGAUCUUAAUGUUGAUGGUACCUUAGAUAGUAUAGAGAUAGAAGAUUUAUUAAAACGUUGUAUAGAAGCAGCCAGUCCUUUUUGCGUUUAUUGUAAUCACGCACGUCAUAUAGCAGUCAAUGGUAAACAAUUAGGAUUACAUGUACUUGCAGAACAUAAAUUUCAACCUCAACAUCCUGCCAUAAUUAUUCAACCAGAGCAAUUUAUUAAUAGAGUAAAAAAGUCUCUUGAUGAAAUAGAUUCUCAUUUCUUUAAUUUAGAUUCUUAUAGUAGCACAAAUGGUACAUAUAAUAUUCCAAAUGUAAGGACAUAUGAAUGCUUUCAUUGUAGAUUCCAUUCUGCCAUACAUAAAGAACUUUAUCUACAUAACAGAAAGAUGCAUCAAAAGACAAUUUUAAUUUGUAUUAUGUGUAAAUCCACUUUUUAUAGUUAUAGUGAAUUACUUUGUCACUUAUGUCCUGGUACAUACUCUCCAAAUAUUAAUGUCAGAUACAGAUGUUGUCUUUGUCCUAUGGCAAAUCUUCCAUCUGCAUUUAGAUUAAUGGUACAUUUACGUAAGAGACAUCAUGCAUGUGAUGUUUGCUUAGAAUCUACUGGAAAUCAGCAACGUCUUUCCAAUCAUGUUUGGAAACAUAAACUUCAUCAUUUAUGCUAUAGAUGUGGUAUUGCAUAUAGAAACAAACCAGAUAUCACAAAACAUUUGUUUUGGAAGCAUGGAACAGAAAGUGUAUUAUGUAAAAAGUGUUUACAAAAAAAGUGGCCACAUAUUUAUCACUUUUGUAUACCACCUACAGCUUUUGUUUGUGAAGAAUGUGGUUCUAGUUUUUCACGAGCUGUUGCAUUGAAAGUGCAUAAAAGAUUACAUUCCGGAGAUCAUCCGUAUGCUUGUAGCGAAUGCUCCGAGCGUUUUAUUUCUCGAAAAUUGUUGACUAAACAUGAAAAUGCUCAUAAAGAACCACCACCAGUUAGUACAAAUUUGACGGAAUCAAUGAAUCAACAACCAGCGAAUAAUGAAGAAAAAUUAGAUAAAGAAAAAUUAGGUAUAAAUGAUGGCAAUACAAAUGUUUCUGAAUCAACGAAAGAAACUAAAGAACCUGUGAAAAAGGUUGUUGAUGUUUACGAUCUACCACCAUUGAACUUAUCUUCUGAAAGUGAUACAGAUUCUGAGGAAGAAAAGCAAGAGACUAAAGAAUCUGACAAUACUGAAAAAUUGAAACCAACCGAAGAAAAUGCAAUAUCUCCGGAUCAAUCAAAAAUCGUGACUUCUGAACCUGUUGCAGACAGUAUAGUAGAAGUUGAACAAAAUGAAGAAGAGAAAAAACAAGGGGCAGAAAUCAUGGAUGGUAUCUGGGAUAAUUUUAAAACAUAUGCUGCUAGUUUAGAAAUGAAAGAAUCAACCAAUAAUUUUGCAAUCAAAGAACAAGAACCAGAGACCGACGUAGCGUUUCUAAGAAGUAUAGUGUUGGCCGAUCACGAUUAUUGUGUCGUAUGGUCGGAUAAAGAAAAGGAAAAAGAUGCAGCGUCAAAAGCAAACGUCAAAGAAGAAGCAAACUUAAGCGGGGACCAAGAUUAUUUAAACAAAAUGCAAACAAGUCCAUUGGAUAAUAACGGGAUACAAAAUACUAACGAAGAAGAUCCGAAUAAGAAAAAAGCAAAAAGUCCGAAGAAAAAGAAACAAGGUGGAAGUACGUCAUCGAGUGAUUCAUCAAGCGACAGUGAUUCGAGUAGCUGUUCCUGUGGGACAAAUUGUAGCUGUAGUAGUUCAUCUUCCGGCAGUUCUUCUAGUUCUAGCAGUAGUUCUGAUUCGGAUAGCUCUACUUCGGAAGGUUCACCGAAAAAACAAUCUAAACGGAAAAAAGAAAAAGAAGGUACACAAGGGGCAGAAACUGAGCUUGAGAACAAGGAAAUUUCUCCAGAUAAGAAUGGAUCGACGUCAGUUCCUGCAGAACCAGUUUGUCCACCGCAACUUUUAUUGAGAGAAUCUGAUUUAGAAACCGAAGAAACGGAAACGGACGAGGACUUUUAUGACGAACAUCCGCAACAACUUGCGAAUAAAUUACUCGCGGAGAAACGAAAUCAAUUAAUGCUUCUUGCUGCAGUUGCUCCAGCUUCUACAGAAUCAACGAUGCCGUUGAAUAACGGUUUGACGGAUACGGAUAUUACGGUCCCUUCCCCGGACACGAUACCUGCCGCCACGGAGGAGGAUCAAUCCCAACAAAAGAAAAAAGUAAAAACAAAAAAACGAAAGAAAGGAGAAAAAGCAAAACAACGUAAUGAGACGCCAACUGUCGAAUCCAUUAAAUUAAACAUUCCUAAAGCUUUUUACCAAAAUAAUCCGGGUUACUCGGCUUCUUCGCCAGCGUUGAUGCAAUCAAAUAUAACGUCAAAUAUGUCUACGAACGAUGUGCAUGCUAUGAAUACAGGUGAAUCCCAAGCGGGGAUAAUAGGACAAAAUAUGGGAGGAAGUGGUUCAGAAGCAGAGAAUAAGCGAUCGUCGAAGCGGAAACGAAUACCGAAACGAUUUUACGGCGAUUCCAGCGACGACGAAGUAGAAAAACAACCCACAGUAAAGUGGAGAAAAGUAGACACACCUUCUUUCACGCCGGUAUCGACUGUAAAAACAUUGCCACCGAGAUUGCCUUUUGGCGGGAAAAAUAUGGCUUACCGACCGAUGGAAAAUCAGCCAGAGAAUGUAGGAGUCACUACUGCUUCUCCUACCGAAUCGGAAGAGCCCGCGGAUAGUAGCAGUGAUUCCAGCGAUUCUGAAGUAGAAUCCAGUCAACAGAUGCAGACUCAUUUGACGGAAAAUAACCCACCAGCACCAGAGCGACCGGUUAAUUUGUAUUGUUAUUGUCAGUGUCCGUACGACGAAGUGUCAGAAAUGAUAGCCUGUGAUGCCGAGGACUGUCGUAUCGAAUGGUUUCAUUUCGAAUGUGUCGGUAUUAUGGUGCCACCGAAAGGCAAAUGGUAUUGUCCAGACUGUCGGAAAAAACAUGGAAUCGUGCAAAACGAAGACUAUUUUGACUGAUAGCAGCAGGUCGUGUCUGCGUGUUGAAAUUUCUGUCUAGACAUUCUUGACAAUGGAUAUUCAAUUUUCUCUCUCUUACAUACAUAUAUUCGGCAUCUAUCUAUCUAUUCAUCUAUCAUCUAUCUAUUUAUCUAUCUAGCUAUCUAGCUAUCUAUAUUUCUCAGUCUUUUAAAACUUUUUUAAGUAACUUAACGAGGAUAUGUUCGAGAAUCGCUUCGAAUAUCGUUCAAAGUGUAAAAUAUUGUUUUAUGGUCUUUUAUUUAAUGGUUUGACGAAUUCUAGAGACUUGAAACGUUCCAAUAUUGCAAUUUUUUUAAGAUUAAAAUUAAAAACAUUAGGGUUUAAGCUUAACCCGCACUGAAGGAAUAUAUAAGAAAUAUAUAAUACAUCAUUGAAAUAUUGAAUUUGUAUUAAAUGUCUUUCUAUGCGAACAAAUAGUCAUAGCAAUUACGUUAUUUCUAAUUGGAGUUAAAAAUAUUUAUAAGAAAAAUUAUUGAAUAAUCAUGUAAAUGAAAUACAUUAUUUAUGAAUUAAAAAGAAAUCUUCUUUGAACAGAUUAAAAUCUUAGAAUAAGAUUAAAUUUUCUUAUUAUAAUUAACUAUUAUAAUAUUUUAAUAGAAAACAAAAAAUUGAAAGUUUUGUAAAAUUAACAUUCAUGUUAUUGUUGUACACAGCUUUAUAUAUAUUAUAUAUUAUAUAUAAUAUCGAGUUAUAUAUUAUAUAUAUAAUAUAUAUACAUAUAUAUAUAUAUAUAUAUAUAUAUAUUUUCCAUUAUGAAUUUGAAUUUUGCAGAAAAUUAAAAGUGUCAACUUCAACUUCGUUAAUCAAUUAUCUUUAUCAUUAUAAUUAAUCAUUUCGUUAAAAUAUUGUCUAUUAUUAUCGAUUUAAAUUAAUUUGAUUUAAAUAACUUAAUUAUUUAAAUAAUUUUUAAAUAUCUUCUCUAAAUUUUUUUUAGUAAUUAAAUAUUUUUUUUUAAUAUUCAAUAAUUAAUUAAUUAUUUCAUCCUUGCUAUGACUUUGUAAGUAUCUAGAUACAAAAAAUAAUCACAGAUUGCAUAUAAAUAAUUUUCAAGUCUCUUAAAAGGCAUUGUUAUUUUUCAAAUAUUUAUAUUUUUAGAAUUGCUUAUCGCUUUUCAAAAAUUGUUGCACGGUUAAGAGUAAUUUUAAUAGCAAUAAUCUUUGAUUAUAUAUUCGAAUAUGAAUUGACAGGAAAAAAAUUCUAGCAGAAGUGGGAGAGAAUUGAGUAGCCAUCGCUAUUCUCAGCGUUUUCUUUCUUUCUUCUUGGUAAACAAACGAAUCAUACAUACUGUUUCACAUUGAUAUUUUUCUUAAGCCGAUAUAACAACAACAACAACAACAACAACAACAAUAAUAAUAAUAAUAAUAAUAAUAAUAAUUACAAAAAAAAUGUUUGUAUAUAACUGUAAAUAUGCCUUAGAAUUUAUAACAAUGAAGUAAGGUUUUUUGUGUACAUUUGUUUGUACUUCUUUUAAAUGACAAAACAUGCGCGGUGUAUAAAUUUAGUGUAGCCGAUAGGCAAAGUAUAGCAUUAUAGAGCGAAAUUUUCUAGGCCACGUCGUAGAAUUCUUUAAGCCUAGUAUGUGAGGGGAGGGCUGUGUUUCAUCAUUUUCGAAAUCGUGAUGUCGCGGCUAAGGACUGUCGGCACUGCUGGCGGUGUCUAUGCCUCUUGUAAGACGAUCACUUCUUUUUUUUUUUUUCUUUUUUUUUUUUCGACGACCCACCAUUCUGUUCAUAAUCGUCUCGAAAUAUGUACGUGUAUUUCGCGAUUUCUUUGCAUUGUCUCGUUUAAAUCACCAUCUUUGUUCUCUUUCUUUGUUUUACCCUUUAUUUUUCUUUCUCUAAAUCGCCUGAAUUUUCUAAAAUUUUUAUAAUUACACAUCCGUUAUAAAACGUAUUCACUUAUUAAUUUCUAAUUUUUUUAUGAUCAUCAGUGGAAAAAUAAAUUUUCCAAUCUCUAUCAUUUUUUCAUUAUAUAUAUAUAUAUAUAAUAUAUAUAUAUAUGUUCCAUAUUUUUAGUUAUAAUGAAUCGGUUGAUAUUUUAUCGUUUCUCUAGUCUAGUUCUUACUUAUUCGUCGUAAUAUCACUUUCAAACAUUUAUAUACGAAAUAAUUGUACAACUUGUAGCACUUUAUCGAGAUCGAUUAACGAUAUAUGUGUAUUGAGCGCUAAUCUUUUUUUUUUUUUUUUUUCAAUUUCGAUACAAUAUUUUAAUUUAUCAAGAUUCCGGUGAAAUAUGAGUGUGCAAUGGAAUACGAGCGAAAAGAAAUUUCAUUUGUAAAGAUAAAAUUUACCGAUUAAUUUUGAUAACCUGUGUUUCGACUAUCGAGUUAUCAUAUUUAUUAAUUAAUUAUAUCAAAAUUAUUUUAUUCUACACGCGAAAUUGGCUGAAACUCACCAAAUUAUAGCCACAAUUGAAUCUUUGAAACAGGAAUAUAAGAGAAAUGAAUGGUCAAUCAAGAAUUAUUUUUUUAUAAUUUUAAUUCACCAUGUUGGACAAAAUUUGGUAAAAUCGAGCUAAUUCUGUCGCUGAUUUUUUUUUUUUUUCAUUCGACAUUUUAAGAAACAUGGAUAAAUACGUUAGUGUUCGUACAUGUUUAAUAGAACUCGCAUUACAUUAUAAUGAUAAUAAUAUUAGUAUGGUAAUGAUAAUUAAUGUUAAUGUGCCAGCAAUGCAAAAUACAGAUUAAUUAAUCAUCGUCAGCCCUCGUUUCCUCCGGAAAUUCAAUACCCAAGAUGUCCGUGAUGAAAUAUUUGUAAGAUAUCAUCUGUAUUGUAAAAUAAUAAUACAUUACUUUCGGCGAGCCUAAAUCAUUAUUUUCCUUUUUUCUGUACCAUUAAUGGCAAUUUAUUCAAGAUUUAUCUAUCUCUCUAUUGUUGUAUGAGCUUCUAUUGUAAAGCUGUAUAUAGUAUGAUUGAUGAUCAUACUUGUUUAGCAUUUUCAGGUGUCAUUCUAUUUAGGAUAUUUAUUUGAAAACAAAUUUAAAAUUUAAAUAUUUAGGAAUUUUUUUGUUAUCUGAUUGUUAAAUGUUGAUCGGAUUUUGUAUUUAAAAAUUAUUAAUGAUAGAGUCAAUUCGCGGAAUAAAUAUAGAUAAAUGUAUAAUUCAUAAUUUAAUAUAUUUUUUCAUAUUAUCAAUUUUUUAAUUCUACUUUCUAUUCAGAUAGAUGUAAAUAUUUACUUAUUUCAUAAUGCGUUUAUGUAUGAUCAAUUGGCUUUUGUAUAUUUGUUCAUUUUAAAAAAAAAAAAAUUAAAAAUCAUCUUUUUAUAUAAGAAGACUAUUUCUUUCUUUUUUUAAGUUGUAAUGUAUAUUAAAAAAAUAAAUAUCGGUAAUAAAAUAUA